Messenger RNA from Blastomyces dermatitidis ER-3, 471 nucleotides. RefSeq lists its product as uncharacterized. NCBI's taxonomy places the organism in Eukaryota, Fungi, Ascomycota, Eurotiomycetes, Onygenales, Ajellomycetaceae. The record is from RefSeq and is a predicted model, not a curated record. The transcript is spliced from 2 exons. Bases 1 to 471 code for a protein of 156 amino acids.
AUGCCCAAGCCCACCCAAGCAGCCAACCUUGCCUUUAACCCUAGCCUAUCGAAUUUCGCGGAUUCCAGCACCAGUGCAGCGCGUGAUGGCUUAGAAAAACGAAGACUUACUUUUAGCCUCUCAGAAAGCUUAGUUACUGCGGCCAAAAGCAAAAGAAGUACCAGGACAAUCACGAUGGAAGGCUGCCGGCUCUCUAUAUCUCCCGAGGUUGGCAUUUAUUCCAUCUUCUCCGCCCUUGGCCGUUUGGGUUCGGAGAAGAAAUUCUUGAAAGGGCUAGCCUCUGAUGAUGGCCCAUUCUUCGUAUUCAUCAUGUCCUGUACCGGGACAGUCACAACAAACAAAGAGGAUACCGACGAUCGUUGUCUCAGUCAAGCAAGCGGAGAAAGAGUGGGUAGGGAUACGAGGAAAGAUGUUGUCGAGGUUGGAGGCAACCACCCCAUGUUCAGCAUCAUCCUCAUCCAGGCUAGCUAG